Molecule: messenger RNA, 12542 nt
Organism: Petromyzon marinus (sea lamprey)
Lineage: Eukaryota; Metazoa; Chordata; Hyperoartia; Petromyzontiformes; Petromyzontidae
Product: CREB-binding protein-like
Biological process (GO): positive regulation of transcription by RNA polymerase II
Cellular component (GO): nucleus; histone acetyltransferase complex; transcription regulator complex
Molecular function (GO): zinc ion binding; chromatin DNA binding; transcription coactivator activity
Source: RefSeq, a predicted model, not a curated record
AAUCGGAUUAGCUUCGUGCGUUUCCGUCGAGGCUUCGUGCGUUUCCGUCGGGCUGCGCGCUCCUCCGUUGUUGGCUUCCUCGGGCGAACGUAAAACUUUAAGAUCAACAGCCGCCAUUUUGUUUGGAGGUUCUCUCGCCCGGGAGCGCGGUCUCGGCCGCCGGGACACACAGCCGCAGCCCGGCAGUCGCCGUCCGUUCUGCCGUUCGCCGUCGCCUCCGCGGUGCCUCUCCUCCCCUACCUUACGCGCGCUUAGCCGUGCGAGGAGGCUCUCCGUGGUCGCUCUUUUGUGUUUUGUUGAGAGAGGGCUGCCGCCGCCGCCGCCGUGGCCGCCUCGACCGCCGCCGCCGCGCUCCGUUCGCUGCCUCCUUCCAUUGCACCCCGGCCGGAGAGCCGUCACCAUUUUUUUUAUUUUUUUUCCUCUCCCGUCUCGCUCGCUUUAUAUUUUAUUUUUGAAAAACAAAGCUUAAGAAUUAUUUAUUGAUAUUUUUUUCAUUCUUUUAAACGAGCUUCGCGGAUUCGAUAACGGGUGGAGGGAGGUCGUGUGUGUGUGGGGGUUUUUUUUUCAGUUUUUUUUCUGGAUUUCAGCGACGAGGUGAUUACAAGGGAAGGCGGGGGGAGAAGAUAAAUAAAUAUAAAAUAAUUAAUCAAUAGCCCCUAUAUUUUAUUUUUUCACCGUAAAUCUCAAGUAUAACCGUCGAGUCGUCCAGCGGAAGCAAAAAAAAAUCAAAAUUCUAUCUCGACUCGGGGGGCCCCCCCUUUUACGCGUCCUUCAUCUGCGGGCAAAGUAGUGUUUUCGUCGGCAGGGGCGCUAGGUGAGACGUAAGGCUUCGGCCUAAGCUUGGGCGUCCCCCGCGGGGCCCGUCUGUCCCUCCCGGCCCGGCCUCCCUCCCUCAUCCCUCGGGAGGGUUGGACGAUGCCCUGAUCGGCCAGGACACGGGACGGCGAGCCGCCUCGCGGCUCUCUUCGCCGUCGUCGCCUUCGGCUGGUCGGCGGUGGGGAAGGAAGGCCGAGACAGGGGGGGGGGAACCCCGGCUACUCGCGAGAGGCAGAAGCUAUUGGUUCUGUUCGGACGACGAGGAGAAGGAGGAGGAGGAAAAAAAACUCGACGACGAGGUUGGGGCUAGGGUGGGUGGGUGUGGGGGGGGACGGGCGUGCGGCCCCGACGAGGUGGACCGCACCGGCCAUGGCUGCGUUGCGUACGGACUGCCCGAGGGGCCACUGAUUUAAGGAAGAAGGAGACGACGACGACAACGACAGUAAUUAUCGAGUUGGAUCAACGGAGACAGACGGCACUGUACGAGUGAUUUGAGAGGAGGGGAAUACGAGGAAGAGAAGGGAGCCAGGACGGUAGGGGAGGGUGGAGGAGGAGGAGGAAGACGCGCGCGCGCGCGAAGGCAAAGAAAUAAGACGAGGAUUUAAAAGGAAAUCGCCACCAGCAACAAGUCUCGACGCAGGGACUCGGGGGCGACUGCGUUUUCCGAAUGAUCUCUGGCCGCGGUGAGACUGCUGCUGCUGCAAAAUGGCCGAGAACCUGAUGGACGGACCGCCCGCCGCCAAGCGGCCCAAGAUCUCCUCGCCGACUCUCUCCGCCAGCGACGGCGCAGAUACUGCCUUCGGCUCGGUGCUGUUCGAGUUGGAAAGCGAGUUGCCAGAUGAACUCAUCCCGUCGAGCGACCCCCUGUCCCGGCUGCCCAACGGCGGGGAGCCGGGAACCAUGGGUGGCGGUGGCGCCACGUCCAUGAUGCACGACGCCGCCGCCAAGCACAAGCAGCUGUCCGAGCUGCUUCGAGCGGGCAGCACCUCCAACCUGGGCCCUGGCGGCGGUGCCGGUGCGGCCUCUGGAGCCGCCGGCUCAGCCCAGGGCCAGGCUGCUGGACAGUCUUCGGCAUCCGUCGGCGCCGGGCAGCAACAACAACAGCAACAGCACAGUCCCAACGUGUCCACGGUGCUGGGCAAUGCUGUGAAAAGCCCUGCGGCGCAGGGCGGCCUCACCUCACCUCCCGGCAUGCUGGCUGGGGUAGGUGGGCAGGGAGGACCAGGCGGCCACGGGGGGCCCGAGCAGCAGCAGGGCCACCCUGGCUCUGUGGGCAUGCAAGGUGGAAUGCUGAAUCCGGCGGUGAAGAAUGCCAUGAACUCUGGCAUGGGGCAGGGCCACCAAACACUCCUGAACAGCAAUGCGCAAACGAUGAUGCAGCAGCAGCAACAGCAGCAGCAGCAAGGCGGGCAACAGGGACAAAUGCUGAACGGGCCCCUUUCGGCCAACAGCCUGGGGGGCAUGGCUGGAGGAGCAGGAGGCCCCGCGCCUCCCCGUGCUGCCAUGCAGUUCCAGGGCACGGUGGGAGCCAACAGCCUCCUGGCCGAGACCCUGGCCCAGGCGACGCCGGGGAAUCACCCCGGCCUGGCGCAGUCUCAGGCCGGUGCCAUGAACAAGAUGACACCAUCCAUGGGAGGUGGCGCCUACGGCCAGCAGUACAACCAGGCCACCAACCAGCAACUGAGCGCUGCGGCCAUGGGCAGCACGAUGCAGAACAAGGGCGGCAUGAUGAACAGCAUGCCGGGCUUCCCCAGCGACCUCAAGAACACCUCCAUCACCAGCAUGGCCAAUAUGCCACAGCAGGCGGGCGGACUGGCUCAGCCUCCCGCGCAGGGCCUGGCCUCCACGCCAGCGGCCGACCCCGAGAAGCGCAAGUUGAUCCAGCAGCAGCUGGUGCUCCUGCUGCACGCGCACAAGUGUCAGCGGCGCGAGCAGGGCAACGGCGAGGUGCGGCCCUGCAACCUCCCGCACUGCCGCACCAUGAAGAACGUGCUCAACCACAUGACGCACUGUCAAGCCGGCAAGUCCUGCCAAGUGGCUCACUGCGCGUCAUCGAGGCAGAUCAUCUCCCACUGGAAGAACUGCACACGACCCGACUGUCCUGUGUGCCUCCCGCUCAAGAAUGCGGGAGACAAGCGUAACCAGCAGUCCCUGCUGGGCGCCCCGUCGCUGGGUGUGAGCAGCUCGGUGAGCACGGGUGUUAUGGGUCAGCCCAGCACGCCCGGUCUCUCGACGUCAAACCCCAUCGACCCAAGCUCCAUGCAGCGUGCCUACGCCGCACUGGGCAUCCCGUACCAGAGCAGUCCUCCCCAUGUGGCCCAGCAGCAGAGCGCCAAUCGAGCCAUGAACAGCAUCAAUGCCAACCAGAUGGGUGGUAUGGGCACUGGCGGAAUGGGCAUGUCCAACUCCAAUCAGUCGGGUAGCAUGAUGCAGGACCCUGGCAUGCUGCCGCCCAUCGGAUCCCAGAGCCCAAUGGGUGGGGAUAACGGGCAGGCCGGAGGUCUUACGGCAAGUGCGGCCACGGCUGCCCCCAGCACAGGCGUGCGCAAGGCCUGGCACGAGCACGUCACUCAGGACCUGCGAAAUCACCUGGUGCACAAGCUUGUCCAAGCCAUAUUCCCCACGCCGGACCCAGCUGCACUGAAAGACCGGCGGAUGGGCAACCUGGUGGCCUACGCACGCAAGGUUGAAGGGGACAUGUACGAGUCUGCCAACAGCCGGGAGGAGUACUACCAUCUGUUGGCGGAGAAGAUCUACAAGAUCCAGAAGGAGUUGGAGGAGAAGCGGCGGUCACGCAUGCAGAAGCAGAUGAUGCAGAACCCUGCUAGCAUGCCGACCAUGAAUAUGUCGCCGGGACAGGCCAUCCGACCGCCCAAUGGGCCAAUGUCCGACACCGGUAUAAUGCAUACAACUGCUCCAAGCACUCCAGGGGUGCCUUCUCAGCUGCAUGGCCGCAUGCCAGCUCCACCAGCAGGACCUGGGCUCGGAGCUUGGCGGGGUCCGGCGUGGCACGGUGUGGCGGCGGGUUCUGAGUUUGCCGGCGCUGUUGGUGCUCGUGUUCCCGCAGGACCCGGGGGCCAGUUUGGGCAGAUGCCCCCGAUGGCAGUGCCACCAGCCGUCCUCAACCAGCGCUCGACGCCACCACUCAACCACCCCAAUCAGUUGAACCAAAUUAACCAAAUGAAUGCUAUCAACCAGAUGGGGAGUACGCGCAUGCCGCCGGCGCAAAGCAUGAUGCACAUGGGCAACAUUGGAGCGCAAUCGCAGCAGCAGUCGCCGACGCAGCAGCAGCAACAGCAGCAGCAGCAACAGCAGCAGCAGCAACAACAGCAGCAGCAGCAACAACAGCAGCAGCAGCAACAACAGCAGCAACAGCAGCAACAGCAGCAGUUCCACUCGCAACAAGCGGGGCCUUUCCCUCCUGUGACAGCAGGCAAACCCACAAGCAGCGGGGCCCCCUCACAAACCCCUCCGCAGCCUGCUACCACACAGGCGGCACCCAUGCCAAGCACAGUCAUGCAGAACAGUGGAAAGGGGAACGCAGGGCUUCCUCCAGUGACCCAGGUGGCCGGGAUGGCUCCAUCAGCCGGGUCUCCUCUGCCACCUGCCCAUCAGUCCAGCCAGCCGCCCACGGCCCAAUCUGGCAUGCACGGGAAGCAAUCGCCGCAGCAGCAGAUGCCGCAGCAGCAACAGCAGCAGCAACCGCAGCCUCAACCACCGCCUCAACCGCUUGCUCAGGUGCAGUCUCAGGUUCAGCGUUCUCCACAGAGCCAGGCGAUUCCUCUGGCGCAGACGACGCUGCCUUCGGCCCAGGGACCCACGUCUGUGGGGCCAUCCCCAACCGCAGGGCCCCAGCACCUGCAGCAACCACCGCGCCCGCAGUCACAGCCACAGCCACAGCCUGGGACGCCGGGCCAGCCACAGCCCAAGACUCCGAUGUCACAGUCGUGCGUGAGCGCCGGCGACGUGAAGGUGGGCACCCCAGCGUCGGCAGGCAGCGCGUCAGACGGAGGCUCGCAGCCCGUGCCCAUGGACGUCCCCACAGCCGCCACCGCCACCGACAUCAAGAUGGAGAUAAAAAUGGAGGAGGGCGCCAGCGAGGGUGCCGCCCAGCCCGACGAGAAGCCCGACGUUAAGCCAAUUCGGGAGGAGGUGGACGGCGAGGUGGAAAAGAUGGAGCCGAGCGAGGUGGACGAGAAGCCCGAUAUCAAGAUGGAGGUGAAGGAGGAGAGCUCCGAGUCGAGCAACUCAUCGACUGGGCCACAGCCCUCGCCCGCCACACCCCAGCCACGACCCAAGAAAGUGUUUAAGCCCGAGGAGCUGCGGCAGGCUCUGAUGCCCACACUGGAAGCCCUGUACCGGCAGGACCCCGAGUCCCUGCCCUUCCGUCAGCCCGUGGACCCACAGGCACUGGGGAUUCCCGACUACUUUGACAUCGUCAAGACCCCAAUGGACCUGUCGACAAUAAAGCGGAAACUGGACACGGGGCAGUACCAGGAGCCAUGGCAGUACGUGGACGACGUGUGGCUCAUGUUCAACAACGCUUGGCUCUACAACCGCAAGACGUCGCGUGUCUACAAGUACUGCUCCAAGCUGGCCGAGGUGUUCGAACAGGAGAUCGACCCCGUCAUGCAGAGCUUGGGCUAUUGCUGUGGGCGCAAGUACGAGUUCUCCCCGCAAACGCUGUGCUGCUACGGCAAGCAGCUGUGCACGAUCCCCCGCGACGCCUCCUACUUCAGCUACCAAAACAGUUCACCCAAAUAUGGCCUUAUUGCUGACAGGUAUCACUACUGUGAAAAGUGCUUCAAUGAGAUCCAAGGGGAUACCGUAUCCCUUGGGGAUGAUCCCUCUCAGCCGCAAACGACCAUUAACAAGGACCAGUUUGAAAAGAAGAAAAAUGACACUCUUGAUCCUGAGCCGUUUGUCGAGUGUAAGGAGUGUGGACGAAAGCUGCACCAAAUCUGUGCGCUCCACAAUGAGACCAUUUGGCCAGCCGGCUUUGUUUGUGACACUUGUUUAAAGAAAACGGGAAGGACGAGGAAAGAAAACAAGUUUUGUUCUAAAAGUCUGAAUGCGGGGUUGCCGACGUCCAAACUGGGCACUCACCUUGAGAAUCGCGUCAACAACUUCCUGCGGCGGCAGAACUGUCCGGAGGCGGGCGAAGUGACCGUGCGCGUGGUGCAUGUUUCCGACAAAACGGUGGAGGUGAAACCUGGGAUGAAAGCCAGGUUUGUGGACAACGGGGAGAUGGCGGACUCGUUCCCCUACCGAGCUAAAGCACUUUUUGCCUUCGAGGAGAUUGACGGCGUCGACGUUUGUUUCUUUGGGAUGCACGUCCAGGAGUACGGCUCCGACUGUCCGCCACCCAAUCAGAGGCGGGUGUAUAUAUCGUACCUGGACAGUGUGCACUUCUUCCGACCGCGACACCUACGCACAGCUGUCUACCACGAGAUCCUCAUUGGCUACCUGGAGUACGUCAAGAAAAUUGGCUAUACCCAGGGUCAUAUCUGGGCGUGCCCACCCAGUGAGGGCGACGACUACAUCUUCCACUGCCACCCUCCAGACCAGAGGAUACCCAAGCCUAAGCGCCUGCAAGAAUGGUACAAGAAGAUGCUGGACAAGGCAGUGGCUGAGAGAAUCGUCCAUGACUACAAGGACAUCCUGAAGCAGGCCACAGAUGACCGGUUGACGAGCGCCAAGGAGCUGCCCUACUUUGAGGGAGACUUCUGGCCCAACGUGCUUGAGGAGAGCAUCAAGGAGCUGGAGCAAGAGGAGGAGGAGCGCAAGCGAGAGGAGACGAGUGCAUCAUGCGAGAGCACCGAGAUUGUGCAGGGGAAAAAGGGAGAUAGCAAAAACGCCAAGAAGAAGAACAACAAGAAGACAAGCAAGAGCAAGAGUAGUAGCAGCCGCACCAGCAAGAAAAAGCCAGGCAUGCCCAGCGUGUCCAACGACCUCUCUCAGAAGCUGUACGCCACCAUGGAGAAACACAAGGAGGUGUUCUUCGUCAUCCGGCUUCAUCCCCCGGCGGCGGCAAACUCUGUGCCGCCAAUCCAGGACCCAGAUCCGCUGGUGACGUGCGACCUCAUGGACGGGCGCGACGCCUUCCUGACGAUGGCGCGAGACAAGCACUACGAGUUCUCGUCGCUCCGCCGCGCCAAAUGGUCCACCAUGUGCAUGCUGGUGGAGUUGCACAACCAGGGGCAGGACCGCUUCGUGUACACCUGCAACGAGUGCAAGCACCACGUGGAGACACGCUACCACUGCACCGUGUGCGAGGACUACGACCUGUGCGUGGCCUGCUACAAGACCAAAGGCCACGAGCACAAGAUGGAGAAGUGGGGCCUGGGCCUGGACGACGACAGCAACAACCAGCCCAUGCAGAACCCACAGGAGUCGCGCCGCCUCAGCAUCCAGCGCUGCAUCCAGUCACUGGUGCACGCGUGCCAGUGCCUCAACGCCAACUGCUCGCUGCCGUCCUGCCUCAAGAUGAAGCGCGUCGUGCAGCACACGCGCGUCUGCAAGCGCAAGACCAACGGCGGCUGCCCCAUCUGCAAGCAGCUGAUAGCGCUGUGCUGCUUUCAUGCCAAGCACUGUCAGGAGAACAAGUGUCCCGUGCCCUUCUGCCUCAACAUCAAGCACAAGCUGCGGCAGCAGCAGCUGCAGCACCGCCUGCAACAGGCGCAGAUGCUGCGGCGGCGCAUGGCCGCGAUGACCCAGGUGACGCAGCAGCAGCAGCCGCCUCCGCCGCCGAGAGUCACGCCGCCGCACGCGGGCCUGCCUUCGCCGACGGGCACCAGUGGGAGCUCGGUGCCGACCACGCCGACGGGGCCGCAGGCUGUGCCCCAGACGCCCCCAGGCCCCACCGUCGGGCAACCGCCGCAAUCCGCCCUCGUGCCGCCGGGCCUUUCGCAGCCGCCAAACAACGUGACGCUGGCCAACAACGGCAUGGCGCGCCAAGCGGGAGCCCCCGGGAUGUCGGGUGGAAAGCCGACGGGGCAGCCAGGGCCCGGACAGGCACCGCCGGCCGCCGCCGUGGAGAUGGCGCGGCAGAUCGAGAUGGCGGCGCAUAACCAGCGGCACAUAGCCUCGCAGCAGCAGCAGCAACAGCAGCCGCAGCAGCCCCAACCGCAGCAGUCGCCUUCCAUGUUCUCGCGGCCAUCCAACAUCAACGGCAGCAUGGGAAUGAGCAACUCGCCGAUGAUGAUGGCCGGCCAGCAGAUGACGUCGAUGAACCAUUUGGGUUUAAAUAUGACGGCUCCGCGCGGGCCACAGCAGUUGCCGCAGGGCAUAGGGGCCAUGGGCAUGCAUCAUUGGCAGCAGCCCGGCAUGCCGACCCAGCAGAUGCAGCCGGGCAUGCAGCGGGCGACGGGCUUGCAGAUGGGCAUGUCACAGCAGCAGAUGAACAUGGUGGCAGCGCAGGGUGGUAGCGUAGGCCCCAGUAUGCAGGGCCCCACGCAGGGAGUGCAGCGGGGCCAGAUCCCGCCGUCAGCGCUGCAGGACCUGCUGCGCACGUUGCGUUCGCCCAGCUCUCCGCAGCAGCAGCAGCAGGUGCUCAACAUCCUCAAGAGCAACCCGCAGCUAAUGGCGGCCUUCAUCAAGCAACGAGCGUCCCGCUACCAGGCCGGCCAGCCUGUCAUGCAGCCGGGCAUGCCGCCACAGCAAGGCAUGCAGCAGGGCAUGCAGCAGGGCAUGCAGCAGAGCAUGCAGCAGGGCAUGCAGCAGGGCUUGCAGCAGGGCAUGCAGCAGGGCUUGCAGCAGGGCUUGCAGCAGGGUUUGCAGCAGGGGAUGCAGCAGGGGAUGCAGCAGGGAAUGCAGCAGGGGAUGCAGCCGGGAAUGCAGCCGGGCAUGCAGCAGGGCAUGCAGCAGGGCAUGCAGCAAGCGAUGCAGCCGGGAAUGCAGCAGGCGAUGCAGCAGGGGAUGCAGCCUCAGCCAGGGAUGCAGCAGGGGAUGCAAAACGCAAUGGCGAUGCGUCCUGGCGGCCCUCAGCCCGGCAUGGGUAUGAACCCGCAGGCGCAAAGCAUGGGCAUGAGCCCCGGCGUUAGCAUGGGGCCGGGCGUGGUGGGGCAGCAGCAGUCGUAUCAGCUUAUGCGGAGAGCACAGUACCAGCAGCAGGCCAUGGGCGCUCAUGGGCAGUUCCAGGCACCGCAGCCCACGAGCUACCAGCAAACCAUGCAGCAGGCAACGCCGCAGCAACAGCAACAGCAGCAGCAGCAGCAACGCAUGCAGCAGCAUCUGGGCAUGCAGGCGACACAGAUGGGGCAGCAGGGAAUGAUGAGCGGGAUGACGCAGGGUGGCAUGGGCCCCGAGGGUGGCCCCACGGCCAUCACCCAGGCGCAGCAGCGACUGAUGCUACAGGUUCAGAUGAAGCAGCAGUUGGUGGCGGCGGCCGCAGCAGCGAGUGGCGGCGGCCAGUCGACGCCCAUGAGCCCACAGCAGCAGCACAUGCUGGCAGGGCAGCAAGCGGCGCAUAUGGCCGGCCAGCAGAUCCCAACGUCACUCAGCAACCAAGUGCGCUCGCCGCAGCCUGUGCCGUCGCCGCGGCCCCAGUCGCAGCCUCCGCACUCGAGCCCGUCGCCGCGGAUACAGCCGUCGCCACACCACGUCUCUCCGCAGACGAGUUCCCCGCACCCAGGCAUGGCAGGCGGCCCGCCGCAGCCGUCGGGAAUGGAGCAGCAGGGACACUUCACGGCGCCGGAUCAGAGCGCCAUGCUGCCACAGCUGCCAGGGCCUGGCAUGGGACAACACCACCUGGGGCCAGGGGACAUGGGCCUCGGGGCCGAUGGGUCGGACAUGGGGGGCAAUGGUCCGCAAGCGCCUGACGAGCUGGAAAAGUUUGUGGAGACGUUGUAGUGUUGCGUGUGGAGAUGGACACACCCUUCGGACUUGACUUAAAUUUUUUUUCUUUUGUUUUUGUACAGUUAAACUUGGGAAUAUUUACGUAGAAAACUUUAGUAAUGAGGAUGUAAUUCUUGUGGGAAGCUAAUGCUAAUAUAUUCCAUGCUGGCCGGAAUGAGAUGGUCGCAGUGGAUCGUUUUGUUUUGCUAAGGACACUGAUUUUUCAACAACGAACUUUUAAUAUGCAUAUUUUAUAUUUUUUCCUCCGUCUUUCUUGCAUUCAUGUUGUAUCGUGUCCAAAUUCAUUUGUGGCAAAUGCAACAUGUCAAUGUACACAAAAAAAUGUCAUUCUUUCUAAGAUGAAGAUAUAGCCGGAAGAAUUUAAACUUUUUCUAUAAGUGUCUGUGGAGACGUUUCAAGUAUUAAUUUGUAUAGUUAGGAAUUAUAGAUAUAUCGCGCACAUUUAUUUGCCGAUGCCUCUGUCUUUUGGAUGUAGAAAUGAUUCCGCCUCCUGGUUUCUUCCUAGCCCUAGUUUUUCUCUCACGACGCCUGUAGAAGCUGCUUCUUACCCGUGCCCUCUCGGUUGCUUCUGGAGUGUAAAGAUCUUGUCAAAGAAAGAAAACAGUGUAAAUCAUGCAGGCCCUUGGAAUACGAUUGGUAUAAAUAUAUGAUGGAACGUAAAUGAAGGCACUGUAAAAAAAACUGCAUAUUUCCUUCCUUUAUGCUUAACUGAAAUAAAUGUCUGCACCUUUAAAAUGGUGAUGUGACCUUGAUAUCGCGUUAAUGCUGUAAAUGGUUUGGGGGAGUGUUAUUGUUUUUUAUUAUUUGUUUUUUUUGUUGCCGCUGAAUUUACGUUUGUACAAGAACCAAAGCCCUUGUGCAUUGAUGCCGACUUCCACCCAUUGCUGAGGCUCGGGAAGUGGCUUGCUUGGUAGGGGGGCAUGUACAUAUAAACUGUGUUACAGGACUGUCUGCCAGCCAAUCACGGCCCCUUGUGUCCCUCUGCAGUAAUGUGCUAAAUAAAUGAGAUUGUGGUACAACUACUCGCAGCGUUAGUGUCGACAUGUUCUCUCUCAGUCCGCCCAGGUGCCGUGAACACAAACCUGGACGCACGCCCGUGACCCGGCCAAGUGUUGAAAAAUUCCUGAAGUUAUUUUUUUCUGGGUGGAAGGAGGACUGCUGUUUUGUUAAAUAAAACUAUGUAAAUCGUGAAUCUUUACAUACUUGGCACCAAAUGAUCACUUACGGAUCGUUGCGUUAUAAUUUAAUUGGUUUCAAACUAUGGCAAGUGAAAUUGACAUGCUUCUUGAAUUAACGUUGGCGUUGUGAUGUGCGAUGUAGCGAUCUAUUUACGCUGUUUUCAUGUUAGGUGUAGGCUUGGAUUGUGAUAUGGUAAUUUGAUAACACUAGUAACGGAUUUUUUUUUUAUCAGGAAUUUAGUUUAUCGUAUUUCAUUGCCAUAUAUUUUUAGUAAUUUUAGUUCUCUUAGUUUCUUACAAGCUUUUAAUAAGGUCACACUCAUCAGAUUUUGUUAAAACAUUGAAAAACCAAUAAAUUGGUGCUUGCACUUUAUUUGGCCGUACUUGACUCAGUACAAAUAUUGGCAAUGAUUGCUGAGCGGAGAAUAAUUAAAUUGCGGUAGAAACACUUUAUCCUAUGGUUUUGGGUUGAACACCUCGUCCAGUGUUGAUUGAGGAUCCCAGCGUUAUUGGUCACUUGUUGAACAUUAAGCAGUCAUUUGGAAAAGGUCAUCCCACUUUUUAUUCUUCAUGUCAAUAAUAGGAGGUACCGCCAACUUGUUGAUUCGUGAAUUAAAUGUCAUGUUCCCUUGCCAUGACCAACUCUGCACCGUUUCUACAUACAAGGUGCUUGCUGCUUGGUGAGAUGGGGACAAAUCCAAAUACUGUAAUAUUUCUUCCAACGAUUUAAAACACUGAAACAGAAAUCCUCGUUGAACGGCCCUGCUUGGAAUGUGUCGUUUUCCAAAGGAGGAGCACAACUUUAGGUGUCGGCGAUACGUAACCACACUGCUGUGGUUUUUCUGCUGAAUAAACAUGAUGGCAAAAAAAGCAAUAGAUUGACUUCUCGUGCAUGAGCUCCCAGCGAAGUGUCUCAGCAAUGUAUCCUGUAAAUUGCGAGCCUCUCACAGGAAACGGUGAUAUGUUUACGUACAAACGAUUUUCUGAAUGCAUACUAUGCGUUGAUCAUAACUCUGAGGACACUGGCAAGCAAAUGGUUGUUAAGUUCAUUUCGGCAGCAGCAUAUUUGUUAUUUAAAUCUCGGUAAAGUCAAAUGAAAUGCGUGCGUCUGCUGUAGGGGAGUUACGUACGUGGUGAUUGUAAAAAAAACUUGUGCCGAGCUACAAGGAAACAUUGUGUUGAGUGACAUUUUUUUCUGCUGCUUUUUUAGGCCUUGUCAAAGCAUAUUUAGAAUUUGUAUGUUUAUAGAGUUUAAGGUCCCAAGAGCUGAGUGAAUGACUCAAUUAAAGAAAAUAAAUUUAACACUCUACAGUAAUAUAAAGACGCUAAUACAAACUGUUAAUAUUAUUUGGUCACCCGUUUUGCCACCUGCAAUGUGAUAAUCCAUUCUCUAGUAAGACGAGCGUAAAUUUGACAUCUGCAGUAUUACAUUGCUUCAUUGAUUAGACAUCUUGUUUAAACUUAAAGUAAUAACCAGAUUUAAAUACUGGAAAUAAAAUUGUGUGCCAUCUAAAUACCUUGAGGGCCUACUCACAAUUAAUACUGCCCGCUGGCCAAAAUGUUAACUCUUUUUAUUUCGGUGAAAAAUUGGCGCAUGCUCCAUGUAUAGACAAUUUGUGUUUCUCCAUAAUUUCCGCCUUCAACGUUUCCUUGUACGUAAGCGCUCUUGAUAAAAGGGAUUUACCAACCUUC